CGGCUUUCAACAUUUUGGAUUUGAAUCGGAGCGCGGGCGUUGUUGAAAUAGGACGAUGAAUGAGACUUAUUCUUCGAGAACCGCAGAUACCAGAGCUAACAAGGGAGCGACCAGAAGCUCAAAAACUUUCGCGUUUUCAGAGACUGUAACUAGUGAAUCAUUUAUUCUAAAUAGUUACAAAAGGAAGAAAGACGACGUUUCCUUUUCAACAUACAAUACCAAGGGCAACGUUUCCCAAUAUGGACAAGCCAUUAUCGAAACAAGUAGUUCAACGCCUGCGCUUCCCCCGCAUGGAACUAUUGUGAAUUUAUCUUGUAAAGACAACUCUAAGCUUUUAGCUGCAAAGUGGACACAAAGCAAGUGGCGUUUGCAAUAUGUGGAUACUUGUUACUCCUCCUUCCCACAGACCCAGUUUGUUAUCGUCAGGUCUGAAAAGUAUAUUGGGUUCCGGUCUGCUGUAGCCGACGGUUGUCUCCUACAAGUAAAUAAACGAGGAGAGCUUGGCUUCGUAAACCCCCGUUUUGAGCUUUGGGAAAGAUGGGAAACUUGGCAGAAUGGCUUUCGCAACGCGAAAUUUAAAGAUAUUGUUAUAUGCAUCGAUAUUAUGACAUAUCCUUAUUACAGCAAAGAAACUGUGCAUCCUAACGUUGCCAGCACGAGUAGUCUGAACGGAAUUUCAAAAAGGGAUGAAAUCAUAGGCAAAGACUCGGAAGAACAAACUGUUACACAAGACUCGCAAAAUUCCACAAAGUAUUUAAUGCAGGAUCGUGAUAUUCUUUGUAGGAAGUUAAAUGAAAGAGACAUUUGUAUUCAACAGCUUGAAGACAGGCUCGAAAAAUUGGAAAAGUCGUACCAACGACUGUCUCUAGAUCAUGCUAAUUGCUUGGAGAAUUUGAGGGAGGCAAAAAAGACCAUUCAAUCGUUAGAAAACUCCAAAAAGUCAGUGAUGGAGCAGAUACCGGAUAAAUUAAAUUUGAUAGCAUAUCUGGAAGAGAAAUGUUCUGCCGAAGGAGAAUACAAGAAAGAGCUUAUGAGGCGUGUAGAAGAGAAGGAAUAUCGCAUCAAAGAACUUGAGGGCAAUGUCCGAGAUCUCCGUGAUGUGCUUAAUUCCAAGGAGAGACUUUUGGCAGCAACUCAAAAGAAUUUAAGAAGCCUUCGAGAAAGUUUGUCUCAUUCGCACUCUUAUUCAAUCAACCAGCGAGAAGUUUUAGUUGAUUCAACUUGUCGUUCAGAUGGAAGCAACUUAUUGGAAACUACAAGCAACAAAGAAUCCUCCCUCUCGACAUAAAGCAAACGAUACUUGAUCACGCCAAUGAUUAUAGGGUCAGUAGUGUCUAAAUGACAAUUUUCAGUAAUUGAAAGGUUAUACGCUUAUCAGCACUUUUAGAGAUGUAGUAUUGAAUGAACAAUAAAUCGAAGCGAAAUGGC
Messenger RNA from Galdieria sulphuraria, 1428 nucleotides. RefSeq lists its product as uncharacterized. The record is from RefSeq and is a predicted model, not a curated record. Gene Ontology annotation, biological process: microtubule cytoskeleton organization. The coding region runs from base 56 to 1288 and encodes 410 amino acids. The transcript has 3 exons. Lineage: Eukaryota; Rhodophyta; Bangiophyceae; Galdieriales; Galdieriaceae.